AUGAGGUGGCUUGGGAUACUCGGCCUGGUGGCCCUCUCAGAGUGCCUAGUCAUAAUCCCUCUAACGAAGAUCACAAACAGGCAAGAAACCCUCAGGGAAGAAAACCUGCUGACAAAUUUCCUGGAGGAGAACACUGUCAACAGGUCGCAAAGUGCCACUGAUGACCCAGAUAUUUCUCUUCAACCCCUGAGGAACUACCAAGAUAUGUGCUAUGUUGGCAACAUCAACAUUGGAACACCCCCUCAGGAGUUCAAGUUUGUCUUUGACACCGGCACACCUUAUAUGUGGGUGCCCUCCAUCUAUUGCUCCAGUCCCCCCUGCCGUUCACACAAUCUCUUCAACCCUCAGGCAUCCAGAACCUUCUGGCUCACAGACGAGUCCAUCGAUUUCAAGUACAGCACUGGGGAGAUUGUUGGACUUGUUGCCUAUGACACCGUUCGGAUCAUGAACCUUGUCGACCUGGGCCAGGCAUUUGUCCUGAGCAUGAACCAGAGUGGGUUGGAUCAUGCAUUCUUUGAUGGUGUCCUGGGCUUGGGCUAUCCCAGGCUUGGUCCCAAAAGCAUCACCCCUGUUUUCGACAACCUGAAGACACGAGGCCUCAUUUCUCAGUCUGUCUUUGCCUUUUAUUUGAGCACCAGCAAGGAGAAUGGCAGUGUGGUGAUGUUUGGUGGGGUGGACCACAGCUACCACAAAGGACAGCUCAAGUGGAUACCAAUGUCCCCAGUCUACUUGUGGCAGAUAAUCAUGAACCGCAUCACCAUCAAUGGAGUAGUUAUUGGUUGUCACCGUGGAUGCCAGGCCAUUCUGAAUACUGGGGCUACGUGGCUGGCUGGCCCAACUAGACUGGUCAGAGGCAUCCAGAAUCUCAUCAACGCCAUGCCUUUCGAUGGACAGUAUCGGCUUCCAUGUAGCUACAUUUCAAGCCUGCCGAGCAUAAUUUUCACCCUUGAUAACAAUGACUACCCAGUGCCUGCUGAAGCCUACAUCUGGAAGGUGAGGGGUCCUUAUAACAUCUGUGUCAGCCGGUUUCGAGGGGGCACAGAAACCUGGAACCGUUCAGAGACCUGGGUCCUGGGUGACGCCUUCUUGAGGAUGUAUUUCUCAGUUUAUGAUUGGCAAAACAAGAGGGUUGGCCUGGCUCCCGCAGUGUAA
Messenger RNA from Hippopotamus amphibius kiboko, 1152 nucleotides. RefSeq names its product pregnancy-associated glycoprotein 2-like. The transcript is spliced from 9 exons. Gene Ontology annotation, biological process: proteolysis. The record is from RefSeq and is a predicted model, not a curated record. NCBI's taxonomy places the organism in Eukaryota, Metazoa, Chordata, Mammalia, Artiodactyla, Hippopotamidae. Gene Ontology annotation, molecular function: aspartic-type endopeptidase activity. The coding region runs from base 1 to 1152 and encodes 383 amino acids.